Messenger RNA from Bufo bufo (common toad), 3241 nucleotides. RefSeq names its product DC-STAMP domain containing 1 (gene DCST1). NCBI's taxonomy places the organism in Eukaryota, Metazoa, Chordata, Amphibia, Anura, Bufonidae. The transcript has 16 exons. Gene Ontology annotation, cellular component: membrane. The record is from RefSeq and is a predicted model, not a curated record. Bases 994 to 3033 code for a protein of 679 amino acids.
UGUUCUGUGGUGCAGUGAUAAGCUCCUCCCUCUGGGUUGUUCUGUGGUGCAGUGAUAAGCUCCUCCCUCUGGGUUGUUCUGUGGUGCAGUGAUAAGCUCCGCCCCUCUGGGUUGUUCUGUGGUGCAGUGAUAAGCUCCUCCCUCUGGGUUGUUCUGUGAUGCAGUGAUAAGCUCCUCCCUCUAGGUUGCUCUGUGGUGCAGUGAUAAGCUCCUCCCUCUAGGUUGCUCUGUGGUGCAGUGAUAAGCUCCUCCCUCUGGGUUGUUCUGUGGUGCAGUGAUAAGCUCCUCCCUCUAGGUUGCUCUGUGGUGCAGUGAUAAGCUCCGCCCCUCUGGGUUGUUCUGUGGUGCAGUGAUAAGCUCCUCCCUCUGGGUUGUUCUGUGGUGCAGUGAUAAGCUCCUCCCUCUAGGUUGCUCUGUGGUGCAGUGAUAAGCUCCGCCCCUCUGGGUUGUUCUGUGGUGCAGUGAUAAGCUCUGCCCCUCUGGGUUGUUCUGUGGUGCAGUGAUAAGCUCCUCCCUCUGGGUUGUUCUGUGGUGCAGUGAUAAGCUUCUCCCUCUGGGUUGCGCUGAUUUGUCAGUACUGAUCAUGUGCUGGAUUUACAGCAGUAGUGGGUGGAGCUUUUCCCAAGUUCAUGAAUAUUCAUUACUAUGAACAGUUGUAAAAUGGCCGCCCUCAUCGAUGACGCCCAGGCGGUAUGAUUGCGCCAUUAUUUUGGUGGCAGCAGCAGCACAUGAGACAUCAUCCCUGACAUUAGGACAUGAACUAUGGGGCAGAUUUAUCCAAACUGUCCUUGUUAUCCACAGCAACCAAUCAGAGCUCAGCUUUCAUAAGCUAUAGAGAAAUGAAAGCAAUGCUGUGAUUGGUUGCUAUGGGUACAUAACGACGGAUGAUGCAAGGCUGAAGAGCGCAGUAUAUCCUGGCUCUGGUCUGACUGAAAUCUCUGACGUGACGCCAUUUUCUCUUGUCUGGAUAUAGAAGACAUAAGAGAGGACAACAUGCCAAGAGAGAAAAGACCACGCACAACUCUGAAGCGGGUCUGUGCCUCCGUUCUUCCCAACAUGUGCUUCAACUUUCUAUACAGCGACAAUGAAGAAUUCAAGGUCUCAAAGUUCUUCCUAGGAGCCUCAUUUGGAGCCAUCCUAGGACUUGGUGUAUACUUCUUGCUUGUGCAUCCGAUGAAUGUGCAUGAGGAGCAGAAGAUCAACAUCAUGUACGGGCUAUCAGGGACAUUUGCUUUUGGAUGGGCGACCUCUUCCUACUUUCGCUGCUCCACCCUUAUUCUUGCUCCUAACCUUCUGGGGAAAGAAGGCCGGACGAUCAUAGUCAUCGGUGUGAUUGCCUCAAUCUAUGCAGGGCCAGUUGCAAAUAUACAGAAGAAUGUUGAAGUAAUUGCAAGAUCUGUGAGCUGCACUGUGGACCUACAGAUAAACCACACUAAAGUGGUCUGGAAGGAGAUGACAAAGCCCAUGAAGAAGAUCGUCCAAGACCUGGUGGAAGCUGCCAAGGAGCUAAAAAAUAGGAGCAGUAACGUUGUAUCGUUGUUCAAAGAAAUUGAGAAUGAGGUACAGAGCACCGAGGGCUACAGCAGAAAGAAGGCGGAAGAGGCACAGAAGAAUCAGAAGAUCAAGUCUACGCAGAAGAAGCUUGAGCUGAAGACCAUGCUGCGUUGUGAGUAUGUUGUCGAACUCGGCAUCAACAAAUGUAAGGACUGGUUCGCUAUGAAGCAUGAGGAGUGCAUGCGUUACAUCUUCUUUCCCGUCCUGAACAGUCUGCUUUGCCUACCCAUGAAGUUCACAUUUGUCUGUAACAUCAUGUACUUGGUCAACAGGUGGUGCAAGAGCAGACUCCCACUAGAAGGCAACUUCGGUCAAGUCUUCGAAUGGAUUAAUAAUACAGUGUACAAUCUGAAUAAAGGCUUCUCCAGCACCUUAGUUGUGAGGAAAGAAGAGCAGAGCAUAUUCGGAGUCAACAUCUCUCAGCUCAGCAUUACUGAAGAAGUCAUUGAAACCUUGAGGCAGAAGCAGGUGUGGGUGCUGAGGAGGAUGAAGUACAUCAACACCAUCAUGUCCUGCAUGUUUAUCUUCCUCUUUACCUCAGCUUUUAACUACACCAUCAAAUAUAAUACCAGUGUCCUCUACGACAACUUCUAUGUUACCACCCACUUCCGGCAGAUUGACGCUCACAGGAGAAAGCUGAAAAAGAAGUAUUUACUUCCCCUUCGAAACCUGGAGAAGGCAGAUUUUGUGUUUCCUUUCAAUCUUUGUGUUCAAAAUCGUGAGAUGAAGACCAUGAUGAUGGAAUUAGUGCAGUGCGCUCCUUUCUUCAUUCUCUUCAUCUUGACAAUGGGUAUCGACCAACUUAUUAUCCACAUCCUCCACAUUAUCCAAAAGCAUUUCCAUGUCUCCUAUUUUGUCGCCUUCGACCACAAGCUGCAAGUAUUAGUGGCAGGUGACACCCUUCUUGCCCGGCUUCUACAGCAUACAGUUGGCGCAUUCAACACCUCAUCCAGGACUGUAGAGUUUGGCGACAAUAAAGUCUGCCUUCCAAACCCGGCCAUCAUGAGCUUUGCCGGCCAUGUGAAUUCCUGUAUGCCAACCUUCGGGCUCCUGUCACUAUGCUUCCUCCAGGUGUAUGUCUACCGUCUCCGCAGAGUGAUCGCCUCAUUCUUCUUCCCAAAAAGGGAGAAGUGCCGGGUGCUUUACCUGUACAACAGUUUCCUGUUGAAGAGGAGGUUGUACUUUCAGAAAAUCCGCUGGAAGGUGAUGGGAAAAUCCAAACGCAGGCAGAUAUGGGAGAAGACCUUUUUGGGGAGGUUCAUCAGAUGCUGCCGCUGGACAAGACUCAUUUUCCCUUGGCGCUGCAUUGUCUGUGGAGCUAGGAGAAGUGAAGACUCGUUUGAGUGCAGGACCCCGGGAUGCUGCACUGUAUAUUGUCUUCAGUGCUGGUGGGACCUGCGCCAGUUCUGUUGGGCAUGUAUCCCAUAUGAGCAUUACAUUGAUGAGUGCAAUCUUGAAGGACUUUAUGACUCCCUUUGAUAGAGCAAGAUUAUUCCUUGAUUACAAAGAUAAUGGUUACCUAAUGUAUUGCUGUAAUUUUGCCUUUUUUGGGUUCUAAUUUAUUUUACUUGUAUUUAGCAUCUUAGUAUUCUAUUAUAUAGACAAGAUUUGUGAGUGUCUUAAAGAGUUUUUCCAGGGGAGUAAUUUUUAAUUACAAACUGGGUCAGAAUUAAUUAAAAUAAUCAUU